Terrapene triunguis (Three-toed box turtle) is the source of this 4265-nucleotide messenger RNA. It is a transcript of the gene PPP1R21, whose product is annotated as protein phosphatase 1 regulatory subunit 21. Gene Ontology annotation, cellular component: early endosome; membrane. The transcript is spliced from 22 exons. The record is from RefSeq and is a predicted model, not a curated record. Lineage: Eukaryota; Metazoa; Chordata; Testudines; Emydidae. Bases 132 to 2474 code for a protein of 780 amino acids.
AUGUUAGCGCGUUCUCACGUCCGGAAGUGUGUCGGGAGGGACGGGGCGUGGUUGGAUUGAGCCGCGGCGGCGGCCCCGGGCAGUGGGUUCUCCGACGUGGACAGCAGUAGCUACCGAGGAGCGGUGGGGCGAUGGCGGCGGCUAGCGCGGAACUGCAGGGGAAGUACCAGAAACUGGCUCAGGAGUAUUCGAAGCUUCGAGCUCAGAAUCAGGUGCUGAAAAAAGGUGUCGUGGAUGAGCAAGCAAAUUCUGCUUCUCUGAAGGAACAACUGAAGAUGAAGGACCAAUCAUUGAGAAAACUGCAACAAGAAAUGGACAGUUUGACAUUUCGAAAUCAACAGCUUGCAAAGAGGGUGGAACUGCUUCAGGAUGAACUUGCCUUAAGUGAAGCCAAGGGCAAGAAGAACAAGAAAAGUGGAGAAUCUUCAUCUCAGUUGAGUCAAGAGCAGAAGAGUGUCUUUGAUGAAGAUCUUCAAAAGAAGAUAGAGGAGAAUGAAAGAUUACAUAUACAAUUCUUUGAAGCAGAUGAGCAGCACAAACGUUUGGAAGCUGAGCUGAAAAAUAGACUUGAGGUUUUGGAAACAGAUGCUGCCCAGCAUCAAGCAGUGGUGGAUAGUUUAACCCGGAAAUACACUGAUACCAUAGAAAAACUGCAGAAUGAUAAAACCAAAUUAGAAAUCAAGUCUCAGACACUAGAAAGAGAAGCUAAGGAAUGUAGAUUUCGAGCGGAAGAAUGUCAGCAGCAGUUAAAGAACCUUCAUGCAGAUUUGGGUAGGCGAUUGGAUGACUCUUUAUGCAUAAUCAAUGAAAAAGUACCUUUCAAUGACACAAGAUCUAGUCAAUAUAAUGCUCUUAAUGUACCAUUACACAAUAGAAGAUGUCAGCUGAAGUUGCGGGACAUUGCUGGUCAGGCUUUGGCUUUCGUUCAGGAUCUUGUGACAGCACUUCUGAACUUUCAUACUUACAUGGAACAGAGAGUCCAGAUUUUUCCCAUUGAUUCUGCCACUGAUACUAUAUCGCCAUUAAAUCAGAAGUUCUCACAGUAUCUUCAUGAAAAUGCAUCCUAUGUCCGUCCUUUGGAGGAAGGAAUGCUUCACUUGUUUGAGAGUAUUACAGAAGAUACGGUGACUGUGCUGGAAACAACUGUGAAAUUGAAGGUCUUUUCUGAACAUUUAGCUUCCUACACAUGUUUUCUCAGGAAGAUUCUUCCUUAUCAGUUAAAAAGUUUGGAAGAAGAGUGUGAAUCUUCUCUUUGCACAGCUGCUUUAAGAGCCAGGAAUCUGGAGCUCCACAAUGAUAUGAAGAAGAUUACUGCAGUCUUUGAGAAGUUACACGUAUACAUUAGUCUUAUUGUCUUACCAAGUAUAAAACCAGAAGGGCUGCUUCGGAGAAAUUACAGUUCAGUAUUCACACACGUUGCUGCAGGUCUUCAUGGAUUUCAUAAUGUUAUGAAAGAAAUUUCCAAGCACUACAGUCAGAAAGCUGCCUUAGAACACGAGCUUCCAACAGCCACACAGAAACUUAUAACAACAAAUGACUGCAUCUUGUCCUCGGUAGUGGCUUUAACAAAUGGAGCAGGCAAGAUUGCCUCAUUCUUUAGCAACAACUUAGACCACUUCACGGCUUCAUUGAGCUGUGGGCCUAAGGGAGGGACAGAGUUCAUCAGCCCUCUAUCAGCUGAAUGUAUGCUCCAGUACAAGAAGAAAGCAGUUGCCUACAUGAAAUCUUUAAAGAAGCCCUAUUCAGAUUCAGUGCCUUAUGAAGAGGCUUUGGCCAAUCGCAGAGUUCUUCUGAGUUCCACAGAAAGUAGAGAAGGUCUUGCACAACAGGUCCAGCAAAGUUUGGAGAAGAUUGCAAAACUGGAGCAGGAAAAGGAACAUUGGAUGCUUGAGGCCCAGCUAGCCAAAAUUAAGUUAGAGAGAGAAAACCAGAAGCUAAAGAGCUCACUUAGUGGACAGUUGAUUGAGCCUAUGCCAGAAAAUUCUGUUCUGCUGAAUGCAGCCGAACGAGAGAAAGAAGAAGCCAUAAAAAAGACUUCAAGGAAGCCUGUUAAAAGAAUGAGUCUGAUUGGAAUGUUGACCAUGACCACUGACAACAAAGAGGCUCCAGAGGCUAAGUCCCGUGAAGACUUGAUAAAAAAUCACUAUAUGGCAAGGAUAGUAGAACUUACGUCUCUUCUACAGCUGGCUGACAGCAAGUCAGUACAUUUUCAUGCUGAGUGCCGAGCGCUUGCCAAAAGAUUAUCAUUAGCUGAGAAGUCUAAGGAAUCACUAGUGGAGGAGAUGAAAUUAGCUAGUCAAAGCAUCAGUAGAUUACAGGAUGAGUUGACAACCACCAAAAGAAGCUAUGAAGAUCAGCUAAGUAUGAUGAGUGACCAUCUGUGCAGCAUGAAUGAAACCUUAUCUAAACAAAGGGAAGAAAUUGAUACACUAAAAAUGAGUAAGGGAAAUUCCAGAAAGAACAAAAGUCGAUAGUUUACGGCCAAUCAACUGUCUUUCAGAUGUUGCUACUGCUACACAGAAUUGCAGAUGCUGAAAAUUCAAUGUCACCCUCUUGGCUAGUUCUUAAAAGGAAACAGAGGUGGGUUUGGCCUAGUAAUAAGUCAUUUGGUGCUGUAUAUGAAUUUGACACAUUUAGAACUUGUAAUCAGUAAAACAGACAGAAUUUAAUGUUGGCAGUUAAAACAAAGAAUUUUCACUCAUGGUUAACUUGCAUCGGAAUUCCCUUAGGUUGUUUUUACUGUACACUUUUUGAAAUUAGAUUUUAAUGUAAUCUAAUUAAGAUUAUGUAUAUUUUCAAAUUCAAGUAUGGGUUAAACUUGGUAGCCGUGCGAUAGUGUGUUUCUGGAUAAAAUGUUUAAACUGUCAACAUUCAUACAUUCCAUUCUUUGCUGUUCUUAAAAAAAAAAAAAAAAAAAAAAGUGUCUCAAGAUUCAUUUGAAAAUGUAACAUUUUUGGCCAUGCAAGCUGUGCAUUUUGUGUACAUUUAUUGUUUCCUCCUGCUCUCAGAUCUUCUGAAUUAGUUGGGAUGGUUGCUUAGGGAACCUGAUGUCAAUAAAUUCAAACUUAAAGUGAACUGGCUCAGUCUUGUUUGGGGUAUAUGCAAUAUUGGAAACUUCAGUUUCUCAUACUUGGGGGCUUGGGUUUUGAACUCAAGAGGACAAGUAGCUCAAUCAAGAAAUGCUCAUGAAAUUGCAUUAAAGACUUGUUGGGGAAUUUUGUUUGUAUUUUAAAAUGUGCUGGUAUAAAAAUUUGCUCAUAAAAUCUAGAGCAAAAAGUGACCAUAAAAUGUUGAAAGGGAACAAAGAUAUUUUUUGUAAAGUCCGCUGUCUCAGCAGUGUAACAGCACACAGGGUAGGCUGAUCUACUACUCUCUAGAAGUUAUUAAUUCACAGAUGACUUAAACACUGAAUUUGUAAAGCAGUUAAAACAUUUUAUGGUAUUAUGAAGAAGUUUCCCUAAUGGACUGACUUUUAAAAAAAAAAUCUGUUUUUUAUUGUUUACUCAUAAUUAUAAUUUAUUUAGGAAGCCUGUAAAUCUCUCUCUCAUAAGAUUUUCAGCACAGUCUAAUACCACAAGUAGAGGUGGGCAUGAAACGAUUUUCCCAUCCCUUAACUAUUUUCAUGAGUUAGCAUUGAGACGAAGCUGAGAUCUUUUGAUAAAUGAGAGGCCAGCCACACCCUAGAACAACCCGGUUGUUAGUGCAUUCAUGUGAGCAGGGGAAGACCUGGGUUCAAGUUUCUGCUCCAAAUCAGGCACAGCAAGGAUUUUGACCUGGGUCUCCCACAUCCCAGAUGAGUUCCCAACCCACCAGGCAGUUGGCUAUUUUGGAAUGUGGUUGAUCUCUCUCCUGUUGGAGCUUUUCCACUUUGAAUAAACAUUGGGCCAGAGAAAGUGACACUGACUCUCUAGCUCAGUGAUUAUGGCUCCCACUUGGCAAGUGGGAGAAUCGGGUUCAAGUCCCUGCUCUAAUGAAUAUUUAUUUAUGCCAAGUGGAAAAGGAAAGAUUGAGACCUCAAAACCCAGAAUAGCAAUGAACUGUUUUGAUGAAUUGGCAUUUCCCAGUGAAAAAACAUUGUCAAAUUUCCGACCAGCUCUAACCAUAGGUUUCCACAGCAUAGUGUCUGACAAAAAUCAGUGUUGCUAAAUGUUUUACAUUGAACUUCUAUUCCAUAAUGGAUUAUAUGGCACUUAUCUGUCCUAAAUGCAAGAUUCACUCUGUAAUGUUAGCCAAGUCAAUGUGUAUUGAGUCCAUAAUAAAAAAAA